Messenger RNA from Hyposmocoma kahamanoa, 1794 nucleotides. RefSeq names its product integrator complex subunit 4 (gene IntS4). The record is from RefSeq and is a predicted model, not a curated record. Gene Ontology annotation, biological process: snRNA processing. Gene Ontology annotation, cellular component: integrator complex. The transcript is spliced from 9 exons. Lineage: Eukaryota; Metazoa; Arthropoda; Insecta; Lepidoptera; Cosmopterigidae. The coding region runs from base 17 to 1516 and encodes 499 amino acids.
AUUAUAGGAUUAUUCUAUGGAUGUGAGAGAAGGUCUACACAGAAUGUUGGGUUCUUGCACAGUUGCAUCAAAAACUUGUUUGGAGAUGUGUAUUGAUAAAAUUUUGGAGAAUUUAAAGAGGUAUCCCCAGGAUAAGCGGUCAACAUUCCGGUGCGUUCAACGCAUGGGAAGUUCUCAUGCGACCCUAGUUCUGCCGUUGGUCACGCGACUUCUUGCUGUGCAUCCCUUCUUCGACAUGCCGGAGCCUGACGUCGAGGACCCAGCUUACAUGUGCGUGCUAAUCCUGGUGUUGAAUGCGGCGCAGCACUGCACUACCAUGCUGCCUCUGUUCGAAGAGCACACCGUUAAACACUAUACAUACCUCCGUGAUACAAUGCCGCAUCUCGUGCCCCAUCUACCCAUUGGAGACGCGCAGCAGUCGAGCGAGAAAAGCGAGACGGCGAUGGACGACAGCGCGCUACGGCGGUUCUUCGACCGCGUGCUGCAACAUAUUGACAACGCCACGCUCUCCACAUCCGUCCGCCUGCGCAUGUUACACAACGCCGAAGAACAGCUCGACAAACUGUCAGAGAUGGAGCCGGCAGUGUGCGGUGCGGCCCAGUUUACGGCACUGUUCGCGCGGUGCGUACGCGCUCUGCACGAGGCCACGCACUCUCCCGCCGGCCCACCACACCAUGCGCUCACUCAUCUCACCACCGACUGCCUCAGGUUGCAGCAUCAGUUCAGCGGCGUAACCGAGCAGGAGAGUGCGUACGUGUGGCAGCUGGCUCUGCGUGUAUCUGCGGCGCGGCUGUGCGCGGCAGCAUACGGAGCGGGCGCGGCGACGGGCGUACCACAGAUGCCGGCUACGCCUGGCGGCGCCGCUAACGCCGGCGUGUCGGCGGUUGCCCUCUCUGCCGCCGCUGCGCUCACGCACCAUGCCGAAUUGCUCGAUCGUCUUCUUGCGUCUGCAGGCGUGGAACCAGACCCAUUUACGAUUGCGGUAUUCCAGCAGCUGUCGAUGAAUGCGGAUAGCAAGCCGACUGCGUUAGCCCGAGCCAUUAUGCCAUUGCUACAAUCUGCGCCUCUGCCAACUAUACCGAAGCCCAAUCUCAAAAUUCGCAUGUGCACGGCAAGCAUUGUUGAGCCGGCGAGCGACAACGACACAGUGGUACGGUUCAGCGCGGGCCUGGUGGCGGGUGUAGCACUUGAGGCUGAGAUAUUACGCGUGCGGGAACCAUCCGCUUUACGCGUGCGCGUCGCCUAUCCUGACCGCCGCGUGCACGCACUGCUGCCGCCGCGUGACCAUCUACGGCCGCUCGAUCACCAUUACACGAAUGAUGAUGGUACUCAAAAUGUGCGACUUCUGACGAAAGUGCUGAUCUCACACGGCGUAUGGACGGAGCCGUGUGGUGUGGAUAUCUCGGUGUGCUUGGCAGUCGAGGAGAGCGGAAGCCGCGAGCCAGCGCCACUUAUCGAACUUUGCCGCCCAGUUCGUGUCACUGUUGCACCCAAACCAAUCAAGAGAGGCAUUUGAAGUGGCAUUUACAACUUCAUUCAACAUAGAUUGUCAUUGCAGUCAGUGCCUCCUGGAAGGACAGAUGAUGGUGCUAUUCCCAGCACAUCAAAUGAAUGAAGGAUAUCAACCAGUACUGUGUAUGCAUAUACAAAAGAUAAUCAUUGUGUUAUAUUAAUGAACAUUGCCGGCAAUUGUAAUAGUGAGGUGAAAUUACAUACAUAAAUAAUGAUGUGUAAUAAUAUUAUUUAUGUAUAAGAUAGUCUGUACAGUUUUAUAAAGUAAAUAAAUAAAUCUAU